AUGACCUUGUCCAAAAUAAAAUGUACAAAGUCUGAAAACCAAAUUGUACCCGGACAAUCGAUACCCGACAAGAAAUGGCCGUGCAAGUGUUCUCGGUUAACCUUAUCAGAUUGGUCUACUGCUUGUACCCGUAAAAGCUUUCAAUGCUUGAAUCUUAAUUGGAUUGGAUAUUUAUUCUUACAUCUUGAUCGUUUGUUCUCUUUUUCCUCAACGAUUUCAAUAGUAGUCUUACGAGCAAUUCCAUGCUUACAGCGAAAAACUAACUAUUUACGUUUACCCCAUAUCUACACGUAUAAUGGGCUAUCUACCACGUACCGGGCAUCGAUUGUCCGGGUACAAUCCGGCAGGUGGUAUAUAAGAGAAGUUACUAUAUAUAGUAUAGCUCAGGUGGUAUACAGGUUCUCUAUAUGCUUUUGCUUUAGAUCCAAAGCUCUCAACAAUAUUGUUGGUAUACGUCGUAGCCAUUUCAAUGCAAGAAGCAGUUACGUAUUUAAGAAAAGGACCACAAAGCAGUCAAUAAAACAGGAAGAUCUGAGGUCAAGAAGACCAAUAGAAAAAAAAGUGAUGUUUGAGAAGUAUAAAAUAGAUAGAAAAACAGAAUGA
This is a messenger RNA of Mucor mucedo, 603 nucleotides long. RefSeq lists its product as uncharacterized. The record is from RefSeq and is a predicted model, not a curated record. NCBI's taxonomy places the organism in Eukaryota, Fungi, Mucoromycota, Mucoromycetes, Mucorales, Mucoraceae. The coding region runs from base 1 to 603 and encodes 200 amino acids. The transcript has 5 exons.